AUGCCCCCGCUGCUCAGUCCAAUGGAGGAAUCAUUAGAUGGCCGCGAGGGUGGCGCAGGCGCAAGUGGUUUCGACUCGGCGGCCAUAUUGAAUGAUGACGUAUCACCCACUACAAGCUUCUGUUAUAACAUCCCUAAUCUUUUCAAUAGCCUUGGUCCUGGAUCUGUGCUAUGCGAACGUCCGGACAAUGAACCCAGUGAAACUUACACGCCGAAUGUAGAACCAGCAGACGAAAGCACUGAACACCAGCAGUUUGAAGAUGAUGAGGAGUAUUCUCCGAAAUCAAAUGCCAAAGGAGAUAUACCUAAACGAAAACAGAGACGAUACAGAACCACGUUUUCGAACGUGCAGCUCGAGCAGCUUGAGGCAGCUUUCCAUAAGACGCACUACCCUGACGUCUUCUUUAGGGAGGAGCUGGCUAUGAGGAUCGACCUUACUGAAGCUAGAGUUCAGGACGCAGCCGCUAACUGCAGCCGUCCGGACAAUGUUGGCGAAAAUAGAACAUUAGGGUUGUAUCGGGUCAAACUUAUACCUGUUCUUCCUGUUUGGUUCCAAAAUCGACGAGCGAAGUGGCGGAAACAGCAAAAGGCUGGCUGUGAAGGAUACUCUGCUGCCCCGAGAGGGCCGAGAUCUCCUGACGAAAGAUCACCAUCAGCUUUAGCUUUGGAGAUGAGGGAUUUCAUCACCAUACCUGUAUCAUCAACCCAAAUGAUAAACUUAAGUGACACUCAGACACAAGUUUACGCGACCAAAUCAAAGCCAUCACCACCAGCCAUUCACAUAUCAGCGCUUCCAACGAGACAGAACCCUCAAGUCGACCUCCCAUCAUUUUCCAUACCCCUACAAUAUAACCUAGGAAGCUUCAAGAAAAUCGGCGAAGACGUACACCUAGACCUAGAAACCACAGACCAAAACAACUGGGACACUAGAAUGAUACCUAAUUUUAACCUGAUGAAUUUAAAACCAUUGAUAGAAACAAGAGAUAAUGUUGACAUGGAAUUAAAAUAUGAGGUUAAAAAUGAAAAUAGAGUGAAUUUCAAUGAAAUACAAACUGUCCAAGCUAUUGAGAGUGACGACUUACUUGGUAAAGAUACAGUGAAUGAGGGACAAACAAUAUCACCAGAUUUUGAAAUACAAAGGUUUCAAAAUUAUCAAAAUGAAAACGAGAAAAGGUUUAGGGAACAGAGCUUCGAAGACUCCAUCAUGGAAGAUGGUAGGAAUGAUUUCGUUUGCGAUGGAGAUUUUCUAUGCAAGAAUAAUUUUGAGAAAGUCGUUGAGAAACGCAAUGAAUUUGAGGAGUGCCAUCUUUUAGAUAGUGAUAAUACUGUUGGUAUAAGUAAUUUUGAAAAUGCCCUGUAGGUUCUUAGAUAAGUAGCCAUCAGACCACCACAGAUG
Molecule: messenger RNA, 1395 nt
Organism: Spodoptera littoralis (African cotton leafworm)
Lineage: Eukaryota; Metazoa; Arthropoda; Insecta; Lepidoptera; Noctuidae
Source: the annotation of a GenBank genome assembly